GGCAGCAGAAAGAGGAGUGAGGAUACAGAGAAGAAAGAACAGGGGAAGAGGAGUGCGGAUGCAGAAUAAAGACAAGUCUGGCAACAGGAAACAAAAUCCAACAGAAGAGCAGUGCUGAUGCAGAGGGAAAAGGAGUGAGGAUGAUGCAGGGGAAUAAGAACAGGAGAAGAGUGAGAAUGCAGAGGAAAGAGCAGGGAGGAUGGAAAAGAAGGGAGAGCCUAAGAGGUGGGCAGAUGGAAAAAGAGUGCGGGAAGAAAGAAGAGCAGAAGAGUAGAGCCAAUGCAGAAGAAAGAGGAGUGAGGAAGCAGGGAAACAUACAGCAGAAGAGAAAAGCAGAUGCAGGUGAAAGAGCAGUGGUGAGAUGCAAUGGAAACCAUCAGAAGAGUGAGGAUACAAGGAGGAAAGAACAGCAGAAGAGGAGCACAGCUGCACGAGAAUGAGCAGUGAGAAUACAGGGAAGAUAGAGGAGGAGGAGAGCAGAUGCAGAAGAAAAGAGACGUCACGUUACAGGGAAGAAAAGUAGGGCAGACAAAGUACGGAGAGGAAGCAGGGGAAAAAAACGCCGAAGAGCAAGGAUAGAGAUGAAAGAGCAGUGAGGAUACACAGAGGAUAGAAUAGCAGAAGAGAAGCAGAAGAGAAAAAACAGGAAAAGAGUGAGAAUGCAGACGGAAAAGCAGGGAGAAUACAGGGAAGAACCAAGAGCCUAAAAGAAGUGCAAAUGCAAAAGCAAGCGAGGCUACAGGGAAGAAAGGACAGCAGAAGGGGAAUACAGGUGCAGAUCCCCCAAACAAAGCACUCCCUGCCCGCUAGGGUUGCGGGUGCGACGCAGUCACCACAAUGACGUCGAGGAUCAAUGCCGGGUAAUUCAGUGAGCGUUCCAACAAAGAAUCAAGGAAAAAACUGCCAGGCAAAGGAAAGAAACCUUCUGGCAACAGGUCUUCAACGUUACGCGUAGAGUCCUUUGGAACAGGAGUUGUUUCUGUGUCAACAACUUGAAGAUCAAUUCAGGCAACGGCUACUAAAGAAAAACGAGUCACAUAACAUGGAGAGCAAAGAAGAGAAGAGAGAGGAAACAGAGAGGUGCCAGCACUGCCACCCGGGGUGGGCAGCAGGCUGCUGGUGCCAGCGUCAUCAUGGGCGGCGGCCAGCACUGGCCACGCUGUCACUGCGUCGCCGUGGCGACGUUUGUGACACGGCCACCCGGGAGGGGUAUGAAGGCGGUGCACGCUGGUGGGUCCUGCAUCCUGAAGGAGCAUCUGGUAGAGAGCAGACGCACCUGAAGGGAUGAGCUCCGGCAUGGCUGGCGCCAACAAGGAGCAACCCGCUGGCACGAGGCGGAACAGGAUGAGCUUCUGCGAGGAUGGCCCCGCAGCGAGGCGUGCCUCCGGACCCACAUGCACCGACACCGAAGAGCGAGUUGCCGUCUGGGAUGCGGUGGCCGCCUACGUACAAGAGCACCUCCUGGUGCAGAAGGGGGUCUGGAUUCCCACCUUCGGAUCCUUUGACACCAUCUCCAGAGACAUCAGGACUGAGGACGGGACCGUGACUCUGCGAUGGCCCGUCUUUCACUUGUCUGGAAACCUCAUAGCCGUGCACCACCUCAAGCCCCGCAGGGAGUCCCUGCCAGCCCAUAGGAAGCUGGAGCCGCUCAAGAGCAGCGAGGUGGCCGCAGCUGCCUCUGUGACCUGGCAGACAGCGCAGGCUUGCAUCCAAAGCACCGUGUCCCUGCUCUCUGGCUGCCUGAAGAAUGGGGAGAACGUUGCCGUUGUCUUCAAGGACAUUGGAGUGCUCCACAUCGAUGGACUGACCUUCCACAUGAAAUUCUAUUACGACUUCCUUGACAAGCUGUCAGGGAAAGAGAAGUUCAGGAAAGCUCUUCUCAAGGCCCCCUGGCUGCUGGACAUGGUGGUGUCCCGAGCGGCACCGGUGGCCACCCUGGCACUCUCUGGCUGCCUCGUCGUCUUUCCCAAGUUUCAAAUGGAGUUUGUCCCCAAACCACCACCUGGGAUAUGCCGCAGGCCCUCAGGAGGCAUCCCUGCGGAGGGGAAACCAAAGGAAGAGGAGGCUUUGCCACCUCUCGCCCAGGGCAAGAAAGUGAGAUUUGCUGGCAAGCCAACUUUCAUCAAACGCUUGAGCUCGGACAGUCUAGAUGGAGGAAAACUCCGAAGGAUAAGGAGCUUACUGCGCAAGGAGAGCUCUACGUCCAGUCUGCUGCCAGCCAUCCCUGGAGUGCCUGAAGAACAAAAGCAGCCGCUGACCUGCCAGCUGCAGGGCCAGGCAGAAACAGACAGCCAAGAAGACCUGGGCCGAGCCCCAGGAACCAAACACGUGAGCUUCCGUGAGGAAGAACAGGAAGCGGAAAAAGCCCAUCGUGUGGCUGCAGUGCUCAAGUUGCCCAAAGCCAACGAAUCUUUCAGCAAAGAUUCCAGACCUUCCUCAAGGGCUCAGUCCAGCCCGUCGCAGGCAUCGCAAGGCACUCCAUCCCGGCUUCCACUUCUGGCAUGCGACUCAGUCAGACUUCUGAGGCGCAGGGCUAAGAAGAGCAGGCAGAAAGAACCUGAGGAGAUGGAAGCAUCAACAUCUCAGGCUGAGGCCAGCCAGCCGCAGGAGUCCUCUGCUGACAGAGCUGGAUUUCUGCCACCGAUAAACGAAGAAACACAGUCUCCUCAGCGUCAGCCCCCGGACACCAAAGCCCCACCGCGCAGGAAGGGCACACCCUACCCACGCUGAUGCAGGCAUGGGGCGCCCACGAGCUCCAAGACCUCCACUCGAGCUGGCUGCAAAACAGAUGCGUGAAUCCCAUCUGCAUCAUAUCUAAUCCUAGACUAGGCUGCCGAGUGCCCAAUCCAACCUGGCCUUCAACACUGCCACGGACGCGGCGUCCACAAGCUCUCUGGGCAUCCGCUUCCAGCAUCUCACCACCGUCUCUGGAAAGACCUUCUCCCUGACAUCCAAUCUUCAUUGUCCCUCCCUCUGUCAAUAAAGCCUUACCGUGGGCCUAUCCCAUAGAAAUCUC
Molecule: messenger RNA, 3016 nt
Organism: Gallus gallus (chicken)
Lineage: Eukaryota; Metazoa; Chordata; Aves; Galliformes; Phasianidae
Product: coiled-coil domain-containing protein 81-like
Exons: 8
Coding region: 1285-2730 (481 amino acids)
Cellular component (GO): centrosome
Source: RefSeq, a predicted model, not a curated record